UAAUAUUCUGAGCUCGUAGCAGACUGGGUGUCUGGGACUCUGGGUAGUUUUUUUUUGUUAUUUUUACUACCUAAUCACUAAUGCAACAGAAUAAUAUUGCAGAAUGCUCGUAGUACAGAGUAUUUUUGUAGCAAGAAUUACGGUUCAAUUACCUGAUAGAGUUCUGUGUUUGGAAGAUUGUUUUUCUUUAUGAGUAUUCAUUUUAAGUUUUGGAUUCGUAGUGGAUUGCACUGUUAGUGCAGUGUAACAGCUAACGUUUCCUGGCAAAAAGUCUUGAGCAGCUUGUGAAUUAUGGAUUUCAUUACCCGUAUCCUGUGUAGGCGUCGCAGAGCUUGCAAAAACGAAAUGAGCCCAUACCCGAAAAAGGUGUCCGCUUAUAAAUCCGAUCUCAUUGCCCACAGUCAGAUCGCCAGUGGACACGAGCCGGACGAACGGCCACGCGAAUCGGCAGUUUCGCCUGAUCGCUUGCAGAAUACUGUUUUGAGAUUUGCUCCCUCCCAAGGAUCUUCCUUCUGCUCGGGCUCCGGAAGUAGUGUAUCUUCUGUUAUCAUUGGAAACCGUAAUAGGAAAUCAGUUAUUUGUUCAAGUAUUUCUCCAGUCAGGCGCAAUAGCUCGCACAUUUGUGAGUCAGACACAAAUUCGGAGGAGGAUGGCGAGGGCUUACCUGUGCAUAAAGUUCUACGUCGUUCAGACUCGACUGAACUGCCACACAGAACGGAAUAUGAUGCCAGACGGGCACCUCUGGAGCAGCACUCGCAAAAGUCUGCUACGAUUGAUCUCCCUCCCUUUUUAAGCGCGUACUGGGAUCUUACAAACCGACGAAAGAGCGCACUAGAAGGCGCUGUAAAAGCUGUGACAGCAGCAGUGGAUGCAGCUUACGGCGAUGAAAUCGAGCUGUGGUCAAAAUUCAUGGUAUCUGCCAUAGAAGACGGCCAGGUUCCGCUCCAACCACAGGCCACGCCUGAGCGAAUGCUGGAGAUUGCGGCGGAGUGUGUUCGACAUGGCAUGGUCCGUUUAGCGACUUUUGCAUCCAUGCUUCCUGGAUUUGGCGAUUUUAGCGUGGAAGAUAAAAAGAUUCUUGUAUCCGAAAAAUACCUCAUUCAUUGGCUGGUUCACCAUUCCCGGUUUAUAUAUAAAGGAGAGUUUUAUUAUUUGGUGGGGCCUGAAAAUGUCCACAGCAGUCGGUACUGGCUCAUCUCCGUUGGCCAGUUGGAACAGGAUUACGUGGAAUAUGUUAUCAGCUUUGCGGCAUCCUUAAACAGCCUUGGAUUGACGCUCGUAGAAACGUACCUGAUAUUGGCUGUGGCGCUGUUUCGGCCAGACACAUCCGGUGCUGCUAAUAAGGAUCUCUUGGAGCGAACUCACACUUAUUAUUUGGAUACUUUAUUUUUUCUAUUUGGCGAAAGAUUGAACAGUGUAGAGCGAGCAUUGACUUUCCGAAAGCUGGACUCCCUAAUGAGGCAGUUUCCUGUAGUGCAGAAACUAUCUGUAGAUUACGUUAGCACCCUGGACCUCACGCAGUUUCCCAUACGGUCUUCAUCGGUGACGUUUCGGGAAGUCGUCCUGGCAGCCCGCCGUCAUCUUCGGUAGAGCACGGAAAACAACAGGCGUGUUUCUGCAGAUUUCUUGCUCUUUCGCUAGGGUCACAUCCAACACGCACAAACGUCUUUUACCGGAUUUUGGUUCGUGCAGAUCUUGUGACUGCUCACAUCACUAUGAAACUCGUGUUGUUACAGCUGUGCUAACAAUUCGUUUAAAUAUUUCUGUAUAAAAUUAAAGUGUUAUUUCUGUGUUUUUAAAUGUUACUAGUGUAGUGGUGUCCAUGAACUACGUACAUCCGGUUCCGUUUUGUUUUACAGUAUUUGAAAUUUUCACGAGUAUGAAUUUAUUUUGUGGAUGGGCGCUAGAUACAGGGGUGCCGCGCCAAGUUCGGACAGCUUCUCUUAAAAAUCACUAUGGGUCACCCACCAACAAAUUACUAGUUAUUUAAUUUUUUUAUUAUUAGCAUAUGUGUUAUGCACCUUUUUCACUAUGGAUCGCAAGGCCGAGGGCGUGGCUUGUUUUACAGCGAGAUUUAAAAUGAAGCAGACCUGAAUAAAAAUGCGGUUCGACCCAAGGACCGUCCAUGU
Messenger RNA from Paramacrobiotus metropolitanus, 2129 nucleotides. RefSeq lists its product as uncharacterized. Bases 292 to 1590 code for a protein of 432 amino acids. NCBI's taxonomy places the organism in Eukaryota, Metazoa, Tardigrada, Eutardigrada, Parachela, Macrobiotidae. The record is from RefSeq and is a predicted model, not a curated record. The transcript is spliced from 8 exons.